CGAGCACAGAGGCGCCCAGGUGAAUAUUUGAUAGCAGCUGAACGUAUAAGACUAUCAAACUCCAAAAAGGUACCGUUAAAAUUUUCUUGUUAAAAGAAAAAAUAAUUCAAGGAGCUAUUUGUUUGUAAACAAAACCACGUGUAUCAACAAAUCACGAUGAAAGUGAAAAUAACCCUGUUGUCUGCCGAAGAGCCAGAAAUAAGACGGAUGACGCUGGAAAAUCAUCCAGAUUUUGCUGAAUUUGAGAGAAAGGUGUCAGAAUUGUUUGGAAAGACCACUGGAACUUUUACGUUCCAUUGGAAAGAUGAUGAGGGUGAUAUUAUCACGAUGUCAAGUGAUGAGGAGUUUCAAGAGGCGAUGAAAAGCGCAACCGAGGAGACCCUGAGAAUAAAUCUUCGAAGAAUCGAAGAUCAUUCCAAACUGGAGGAGGGCAUGAAGUUUGAUUAUAAUCCUAGUGAUGAAAAGGAUAAGAUGAUUCCGGAAGAAUUAGGUCCAAGGAGAUGGGAGCGUCGCCGACGUCAUUGGAGAGGAUUAGGUCAAGGUCAUUGUCCACUACCAUUUCGUAGGUUCAGACAAACCGAGCAGCAACUGAGGAAUGAUCAACCCCUCUCUGAAAAAAAGAUGCGAAGGUGCAUGCGACGCAAAAUAGAAGGUCGUGAACGAUUUGAUCGACCUGGGAGUAGCAUCGAUCAAUACCGAGCCGGAUGUGGCAGACAUCGAGAGAAAGGUUCUCAAUUUCAAGAGGGAGACCAGAAUCCUAUGUCCAGUGAAGCCUGCCGUGAAAAGCCCGGUACUUGGUGUCACUGGAAUGGGAAUAACUGGCGUCGGAGGUGCAAUCUGCGUUCUGCCCGACAUUUUAGGAAAAGGUUGGAUGAAGCAUAUAUGGCGCACGUUAGUUGCCGUUCAAGAAGGAGAAAUCGGGAAAUUUUUAAAGAAUUCUGUCAAGGGAGAAAAUGCUGCAGGCGAGCAAAUUCGGCUCCACCAACUCGUCUUUAUGAAAGAAAUCUUUACGAAUCCGAAAUGAUAAUGCGUGGAAAAGGAAAAAGAUGCAGACGAUCAACAUCAGUCCCUGUCUGCAGUCGGGAAAUAGGUGAUGAGACGCUAGCUUCUUCAAGAUGCAGACGCCGAAGGUACCGCAAUGGAAAAUUAUGGCUAAAGUUCAAGGUAAACCGUUUUCCUAACCCCUUUACCGAUUCCGCCAGUGGGGAAGAGAAGGGACAUCUUAGACGGCGCUGCAAAAGCUAUCGAAGAAGAGCAGCGAUGCUUGCAAAUGAAGAGUCAAGGAAUGCCAAUCGUUCAGCUACCCAGGAGCCUGAAAUUUCUGAGCUUGUUGAAACUAUGACUAUUGAGGAUGGUGAAGAGAAUACUAAAGAAUCAGAAGCAAGGGCAAGUAUCAGUAAUAAUUGCGAAAGAAAGAGAAAAUGCAGACAUCGUCGACAUUGCGACAAAGAUGGUGGAAGAGAUGAAAACAAGCAAUCUGGGGAGACAAACAAAAGAAAAUAUCACUGCAAGCGCAGAUGUGGGCAUAAAAGGCACCUAACUGAGUCACAUGAAACCUUCGAGAAAAACCAGGAAAAUGCAGAACAAGAGGAUCCCGUAGAAGCCAAACGUCAAAGAAAAUGCAGAAUAAAGGCAUCCCACCGUUGCAGAGAGAUGGAGAGAGAUGAUGCCACGAGAUGCAGAAAUAGCAGGACUAAAGAACACGGCAAAGGAGUUCUCACUUUGAAAGUUAGAGUGAAUGACGACAUGAAAAUGAGGCCCCAAAAACUAGCACGGAAACUUUACAGGAUUCUCAACCAGUACAGUACAGACUGCCAGGAAAACGAACCACGUGGAAGAAGAUAUCGUCAAGAAUCCCUGGGAAUACCACGUGACCACGAUUUUGAGCGUCAGCUUAGAAGAAUGCUGCGUCGUCAAGGAUGUCGUCGGGAAAGAGCCCGUUUUCUUUCCCCGGAAUUUCCAUCCAAUGUUGGAAAGGAUUUUGCUUCCUCUGGACCGAGGAGAAUACGUCCACGUGACUGUCCCUGGUAAAAGAUUUCCAAAAACGUAUUGACGAUUGUUUUUUUAACAAAAACAAUUUAUUACAUUUAAACCAUGUAUGUUUUCUCGUGGUUUUUAUUCAUUAAGAAAGAUAUUAACAUUUUGUCAUAAUUGUAAAGCAAGUUUCUCUUGUAUGAUAUCAAAUAAAUGUAUGUAUUCGAUUUUCUUGAAAAAAAAAAUUUGAUGUUCUUAUAGUUUUUCAUGUUAUCAACCACAUUGCAUAGCCUAAUUGCAAACAAUGAAUAUGAUAUUUUCUUAAUGCAUUUAUACUUGUAUUUAGAGAUAAGAAACAUGAAAAUCUUGAUCGUUUGGUUACUGUAUGUUAUAUUUUGCUUUGUUUUCUGUGCUAUGAUUUAUAAUCUACAUGUUCAUAUUAUUAUUUUUUUUUUUUACAUAAGUAUAUCAAGGACAUGUAUACUAGUAUUUUUUUUUUAAAGAUGUGUGUCAGUUAUUUAUUAAUGUUGUAUUUUCGCCUCUCUUUUACCUUCUCCUUGUCAUUGGAUAUGUAGAUUUAUUCAUGUACCUAAUAAAUGUGUCACUAGUA
Messenger RNA from Saccostrea echinata, 2584 nucleotides. RefSeq lists its product as uncharacterized. Gene Ontology annotation, molecular function: protein binding. Lineage: Eukaryota; Metazoa; Mollusca; Bivalvia; Ostreida; Ostreidae. The record is from RefSeq and is a predicted model, not a curated record. The transcript is spliced from 4 exons. The coding region runs from base 157 to 2031 and encodes 624 amino acids.